Molecule: messenger RNA, 1452 nt
Organism: Plenodomus lingam JN3
Lineage: Eukaryota; Fungi; Ascomycota; Dothideomycetes; Pleosporales; Leptosphaeriaceae
Product: Delta(24)-sterol C-methyltransferase
Biological process (GO): ergosterol biosynthetic process; farnesyl diphosphate metabolic process
Cellular component (GO): endoplasmic reticulum membrane
Molecular function (GO): squalene synthase [NAD(P)H] activity
Source: RefSeq, a predicted model, not a curated record
AUGCCGAGCCCUUCGAGCAUCAUCUACCACAUCUUCCACCCCAAUGAACUACGGUCAAUCAUUCAAUGGAAAGUCUGGCACAACCCCGUACACGAGCGCCAGGAAGCGCUCGAGUCUGCGUCGCUCAAGCGAUGCUUCCACUUCCUCGGCCUGACUAGCCGCAGUUUCUCGAUGGUCAUCCUGGAACUACAUCCCGAACUACUGGUCCCCAUCGCACUGUUCUACCUCGUAUUGCGCGGCCUCGACACUGUGGAGGAUGAUAUGACUAUACCAUUGGAGAAGAAGGAGCCUAUCCUGCGCAACUUCCAGAACUUCUUAGACCAGGAAGGCUGGACAUUUACUGAAAAUGGCCCCAACGAAAAGGACAGGCAGCUUUUGGUGGAGUUCAACGUGGUUAUUGAGGAGUUUAAGAAGAUCAAGCCGGCGUACCAGGAGAUUAUCAAGGACAUCACAAAGCGCAUGGGUAAUGGAAUGGCAGACUAUGCAAACAACGCCGAGUUCAACAACGUUGGGGUCAACACUAUUCAGGACUAUGAGUUGUACUGCCAUUAUGUUGCAGGCCUCGUCGGAGAGGGAGUCACUCGAAUGUUUGUCGAAGGUGGUCUUGCUAACGCGGCACUGCUUCAAAAGCCAGAGCUCAUGGAAUCCAUGGGCCAAUUUCUCCAGCAAGUCAACAUUACUCGUGACAUCAAGGAGGAUCUGGAUGAUGGACGACGAUUCUGGCCAAAGGAGAUCUGGUCCAAGCAUGUCGACAAAUUUGAGGACCUUUUCAAGCCGGAAAAUAAGGAGAAGGCUCUGGCGACAAGCUCGGAGAUGAUUCUCACCGCGCUGAACCGUGCUGAUGACUGCCUUUAUUAUCUCGCCGGCAUCAGAGAGCAGAGUGUGUUUAACUUCUGCGCUAUCCCACAGUCCAUGGCUAUUGCAACGCUGAAUGCUUGCUUCCAGAACUAUGACGUCUUUCAGAAGAAUGUGAAGAUCACAAAGGGAGAGGCAUGCCAACUCAUGGUCGAGUCCACACAAAAUCUGCAACUCGUCUGCGAAGUAUUCCGACGAUAUGCCCGCAAGAUUGCGAAGAAGAACAACCCACACGACCCCAAUUUCCUAAAAAUUAGCAUAGCUCUUGGACGAAUUGAGCAGUUUAUCGAAUCAAUAUUCCCUUCGCAGAAGCCACCAGCAGACAAGAAGUCCCCUGCAAGUAUCGAGGAGGCAGAGAAGAAGAGGAAGGAAGAUUACGAAUCCAGGUGGGACUUGAUCUAUAUGGUUGCAGCUGUGCUAGGAACUGUUGGUAUCAUCUCUUGUUUCAUGCUCUUCAUCGCUUGGAUGGCUGGCGCACGCUUCGAUAUUGCUUACUCUGAGGCCAAGCAACAAAUCGGCGAGCUCAUGGGCUAUGCCAGUAAAGUUCCUGCGCAAGUCACAGAAGCCCAUGUGAAGUCUGGACACAGCGAACUAUGA